This is a messenger RNA of Thamnophis elegans (Western terrestrial garter snake), 3496 nucleotides long. Its product is annotated as ras-GEF domain-containing family member 1B. The record is from RefSeq and is a predicted model, not a curated record. Gene Ontology annotation, molecular function: guanyl-nucleotide exchange factor activity. The coding region runs from base 384 to 1802 and encodes 472 amino acids. Lineage: Eukaryota; Metazoa; Chordata; Lepidosauria; Squamata; Natricidae. Gene Ontology annotation, cellular component: plasma membrane. Gene Ontology annotation, biological process: Ras protein signal transduction; positive regulation of GTPase activity. The transcript has 14 exons.
UCGGAAGGAUUCGGCGUCGCCUCCCGCGUCGCCUCCCUAUUUGAUGCGCCCAAGCGGGUCGGUAAGGCGAAGCCGUCCAGCCAGAAGACCCCGCAGCUCUGCCUUCUCUCCGGCCAUCCGGAGUCUCUGCCUUCCCCGGGGGCGGCUUCAGGGCGCGAGGUCGCCUUCCCGUGGCGGGUCUCCUCUGGCUCACCUGUCCCGGGCUGGGAGAUUUUCCCAGCGGCCGCCGCCGUCGCCUUCACCUGCGGGUGCUUGUUGAAGGGUUGCGCGCAGGAACGACGACUUCGGAACCUGCCUUGCGGUUGCUGCGAAUUGCCGCCGUCGGAGUAAAGCCUCAAAGAUCAUCGCGGGACCUUUGAAGGCGCUGCUGUUGGAAGGAAAGUAUGCCCCAGACGCCUCCCUUCGCCGCCAUGUUUGACAGCAGUGGCUACAGCCGAUACCUGUUCCAGUCCAAAGAGGACAGCUGUGAAGGGUUGUAUUACCAUGACAACAACUUGCUCUCAGGGUCCUUGGAAGCUCUCAUCCAGCACUUGGUGCCCACUCUUGAUUACUACCCGGAUAGAACAUACAUCUUCACUUUUUUGCUGAGCUCUCGGCUUUUUGUACACCCUUAUGAAUUAAUGGCAAAAGUCUGCCAUCUCUGCACCGAGCAGCAGAGGCGAGCGGAUUCUGCAACUGAUCAAAGCCGGUUAAGGAAAAUUGCCCCCAAAAUCCUGCAGCUCUUGGCGGAAUGGACGGAGACGUUUCCGUACGAUUUUCGAGAUGAGCGCAUGAUGCGAAAUCUAAAGGAGCUGGCCCAUCGUAUAGCCAGUACAGAUGAGGCCUAUCGGAAAAACGUGCAGCAAAUCAUCCAGAGCCUCAUUCGUAAGCUGGCCUCUCUUAACCAAUAUGAGGAAGUUCUUGCAAAAAUCAAUGCUACUUCAACCGACAGACUGACAGUAUUAAAGACCAAACCUCAGGCCAUCCAACGGGAUAUCAUCACCGUCUGCAGCGACCCUUACAUGUUAGCCCAGCAGCUGACUCACAUAGAGCUUGAGAGGCUUAGUUAUAUUGGACCACAAGAAUUUGUCCAAGCUUUUGUACAGAAGGACACUCUGGACAUGGAGAAGAGUUCUUAUGGAGAUCGGAAGAAGUCUCGGAAUCUGGAAGCUUACGUGGAAUGGUUCAAUAGACUGAGUUAUUUGGUUGCCACCGAAAUAUGUAUGCCUAUAAAGAAAAAACACAGAGCAAGAAUGAUAGAAUACUUCAUUGACGUCGCCCGAGAGUGUUUCAACAUCGGCAACUUCAACUCUUUAAUGGCUAUUAUUUCUGGAAUGAAUAUGACUCCUGUCUCCAGAUUAAAGAAAACUUGGUCAAAAGUCAAGACGGCUAAGUUUGACAUUCUGGAGCAUCAAAUGGACCCUUCCAGCAAUUUCUACAAUUACCGCACGGCGCUCCGUGGGGCCACCCAGAGAUCUUUGACAGCUCACAGCAGCAGAGAGAAGAUUGUGAUCCCAUUUUUCAGCCUGCUUAUCAAGGACAUUUACUUCCUCAAUGAGGGCUGUGCCAACCGCUUGCCCAAUGGCCAUGUCAAUUUUGAAAAGUUUUGGGAAUUGGCGAAACAAGUGAGUGAGUUUAUGACCUGGAAGCAAGUGGAAUGUCCUUUUGAGAGGGACCGGAAAAUCCUUCAGUACCUGCUCACCAUUCCAGUUUUCAGUGAGGACGCACUUUAUUUGGCCUCGUAUGAAAGUGAAGGUCCAGAGAAUCACAUUGAAAAAGACAGGUGGAAGAUGCUCAGGUCCACGCUCCUGGGAAGAGGUUAAUGUAUGACUGAGUGCUUCCCGCAGUUGCUGCUAUGAUCUUGACAUGGGUUCUUAGGAUGAAGGCCAUGGCUUAGGUCUCUUAUUUAUUUACCCAUCCCUCCUCCCCUUGACGACCAAGAGGCACGUUUUUAAGUUAAUGAGAGCUAAAUAAGUUGGUGAAGAGCAAGCCGGGAUAUGAUGUUGAGAAGACAGCCACGUUGGCAUGAGUCAGGAAAAGGCAGCUUUCUCCUACCCACUGAUGGCCAAACGAAAGGGCCAGCUGGGUGGCAUGAGGUCGAUCAAGGAGAACCCAGUGAAGGAAGCCUUUCGAAGAUCCGAAUCUACUGUGAAUCAUUUUGAAGCACCUGGAUGGGAUUCCCCCACCCCCCUUCCUUCCUCAUCCCACCCCACUCAUCAGAUUUCUGGUACUUCCCACCUGGAUUCCAAGUAGAACUUCCCUUCGAUCUAUCCAAAGGCCCAACUGGACUUCUUUCAGGUGCCGGAGGAAGAUUUUUUUUCCGCUGGUUUUUCUUGUCAAAAAGAAAUCUAGGAACUUUUUAUUUUAUUUUUUUUGCAUUUUGCAUCCCUUGAGGGGAUAACGGCUCACGACACAGUGUUGUUGCAAGGUUCCUAAGAUGUUCAACUAUUUAUUAUAAUGAAAAGAGGCACAAGUGCUCUGGAUUUUUGCUUGUUUGUUUGUUAAGUUUGUGAGUGAGCUGCUGGUUGGCCAACUCGGACUAGAUAUUUUUUGGAAGUUUUAAGUUCCGCAAUAGCGCUUAGGAGAAGCAGAGGAUUAGAAAGCUAGGUAGCCAAUGUAGCUAGACUAUGUAGAAAUGUCACCCUUCCGAUCCCUCCUUCUUCUUCGGUGUGUGAUCGUUGCUGUUUUUUCAAUCUGCGCUACAAAGCCAACUGAAUUAGGCACGAAGCAGCCAGUUCCAUUUCGUGACUUUCUCCGUAAAAUCCGAGUUCAAUUUUGAAAGGGAAACCCGUUGGAAUAAAAAGCGGGACUCCGUCCUUUGAAGCCCGUUCAUCGCCGGGACCUCUAAAUUGGCUUACUGAAUGUUUCUUUCCAAAACUAACUUUAUCGAAGAGCCAGAAGAAUAAGAAUGAGAAGAAGGUUUGGAACUGGCUUACCUUUUGUAAUGUGGACUUUCCCAAAACGUCUGUACUUUUCUGCGUCUUUUUCUUCACUCUCUAUAUUGUUGAAUUAAUUGGUUUCGUUUUCUCCUGGGUGGGAAGGGAAACACCUGCUGGGAUUGUAGGUAGAUAUAAAUUAUGAUUUUGCAGGGCUUUUUUUUUUUUUUUAAUGUACGGAAAUAAUACCCGAUCUAGGAAUGCUAAUUUAAACUCUGAAAUCCUACAGACCCGUUGAAAGUUUCUCCUAGCUGAGUCUCCAGCUAUAAGCUCCAUGGGGUUUUUUUUGUGGGGGGGUGGGGAAUGUUGCUUCAAGAACCUCUGAAAAAUUGCUUUGACUACGAAACAAGUCCUGUUAUGUUAGUAGUAGCUCUGAAUGCUUAGUCUCUCCCUAUUGCCCUCCCCGAGAAAUUCUGAAAAAAUGAAAAGAAUCCCCUGUCCGUUAACACGUGAUAUAUCCAGAAAAGGGAUUUGUAUGAGAUAUGCUAUUCCUCAAAAUUAAUAAUAAAUAAAAAUACAUCGUUGGAUUGUUCUUCCUUUCUUGCAAUUUGUGGUUUUGUCGGUGAAUUUGCGCAUAAGGU